Onychostoma macrolepis is the source of this 3288-nucleotide messenger RNA. Its product is annotated as GTPase IMAP family member 8. Gene Ontology annotation, molecular function: GTP binding. The coding region runs from base 99 to 1742 and encodes 547 amino acids. The transcript is spliced from 5 exons. NCBI's taxonomy places the organism in Eukaryota, Metazoa, Chordata, Actinopteri, Cypriniformes, Cyprinidae. The record is from RefSeq and is a predicted model, not a curated record.
ACACUCUGUUAUACAAACAUACCCUGCAUGCUUAAAAAUAAUAACAACACAUAAAUAACUGAAUCUUUCUGAUAAGUAUUCAAAACCAAACCAAAAAAAUGAGCGAAAGAGUACCUUUAAUUUCAAAAGAAGAGGACCUUUAUUUGACAGAAAUAAAAACACCUGCUGCAAUGAGACAAAUUAAAAAGACGACACUGAAUCUGUCUCGUCUACAACACAAAUCAAAAGCUCGUGGGAGGACACAGACAACGAAAGAAGACAACACAAUAACUGAACUCAGGAUUGUACUGCUGGGAAAAACUGGAUCAGGAAAAAGUUCAACAGGAAACACCAUUUUGGGUCAAAAGUGUUUUAAGGAGGAUGUUUCACCAGUGUCAGUUACUAAAACCUGCGAGAGACGAGAUUUACAGAUUGAUGACUCCAUCAUCUCAGUCAUCGACACUCCAGGCCUGUUUGACACGACAAUGACAAAACAGAAAAUGAAGGAUGAAAUAUUGAGAUGUGUCUACAUGUCUCUUCCUGGUCCUCAUGUGUUUCUGCUGCUGAUCAAAGUGGGGAGAUUCACAGAUGAAGAGAAGAGCGCAGUGAAAUGGAUUCAGGAGAACUUUGGAGAAGAUGCUGGUCAUUACACCAUUAUUCUGUUCACUCACGCUGAUCAGCUGAAAGGAAAACCAUUAGAUGUGUAUAUCAAAGAAGGCAAUGAUCUCCAGGCUCUUGUUAAUGAGUGUGGUGGCGGAUUUCACUCAUUUAACAAUGAAGACCUGGAGAAUCUCUCUCAGGUCACCGAACUGCUGGAGAAGAUUGAGAAGUUGGUGGAGGAGAACGGAGGACAGCAUUACACUGAUCAGAUGUUCCAGGAAGCUCAGAGAAAGAUACUCAACAGAGCACAGUUCUGGUCUACGAAACCGAGGAUUGUGCUGCUGGGUAAAACUGGAUCAGGAAAAACCAGUGCGGUACAAACCAUUGUGGGCCAAGAGAGUUUGGAGAGGAGAGAUUGGACAAAUACUGAAACAUGUGAGCUACAAGAAGCACAUGUGUCUGGAAAGAGCAUCACAAUAAUUGACACUCCAGGACUGACUAAUGCAUCAUAUAAAAAGAAGAUGAAGAAUGAAAUCGAGAAAUUUGUCAUCAUGUCUAAUCCUGGACCUCAUGUGUUUCUGCUGGUGAUUAAAUUGGAUUCGAGAUUUACAGAGGAAGAGAAAAACAUAAUGGAAUGGAUUCAGGAGAACAUCGGAGAAGAUGCUGCUCAUUACACCAUCAUUCUGUUCACUCAUGUGGAUUUGCUGAGGGAAACAUUGUUAGAGGAGCAUAACAAAUACAGUCCAGAUCUCCAGGCAUUUACUGAGAGUUUUGGUAGCAGAUAUCACUCAUUUAACAAUGAAGACCCAGAGAACCGCUCUCAGGUCACUGAACUGCUGGAGAAGAUCGAGAAGAUGGCAGAGGGAAAUGGAUGGAGGUACUACACAAAUGAAAAGUUUCAAAAAAUCAUAGAAAGAGAUGUCUAUUUAGAAAAUGUUAAAGACACACUACAUAAAGUUGCAUUAGGGGUUGGACCAGUAGGAGCAGCAGCCAUGGUGACAGGAGGCAUCGUUCUGGGCGUAACGGAGCUGGUUUUAGCACCAGCACUGUUGCUUGCAGGAGGCAGUCUGUUUUUACUUGGAGCAGCUGGACUGUAUGUUGGAAAAAAAUUGAUUAAAAAGCUAAAUGAAUUGGAUACUUUUGAAAACAACUUUUUAUAUUAGACUGAUGUGGUCCCAGCUAACAAGAAUAUAUUAUAUAUAUAAAAAAAACAUUUUGCUACUGAUAUUUAACAUUAUUUCUGAAUGUUUACAGAACAUUCUAAACAUCGAGUUAAAUGUUUUAAAAAUGCUUUUUCUUGGUUAUGUUAAUGUUAGGGGAACAUUCAAUUUGGUUAAUAUUAUGGGAUUGCUACUUUUGACUGUUCUCUGAACAUUCUGAAACAAGCAUGUAAUGUUUAAAAAAUGUUUGACAAAUGUCCAACUAAAACAGUUCAGAAGAAAGCACUCCAUGAAUGAUCUAUAAAUAAAUAACCUUUUUUUUUUUUUUGUGGUAAUAUUUUGAGAACAUUUUUAAAGACCAGAUAAUUUUGAACAAACAUUAUAUUACAUUACUGGAAGAAUCAUCGUUCAUAACUUUGAGAGAACCUUGCCAAAACAUUCUGAGAACAUUUCCAGUUGGCUGGGGUAACAGAUAGAUGACACUAACAGGACUGUCAUGAAAAAAGUCAUUUUAAUGAGUGGCUUUAUGUUUCCUUUAUGUGUAAAUGUUCUUCAAUGAUUUACAUGCAUUUAGCAGAGACUUUUAUCCAAAAUGACUUGCAUUCAAGGUACAUUCAGUCAGUUCUUUUACUCCCUGUAUGGGAAUCAGAUGGAUGACCUUAACGCAAUGCAAUACUGCUUGAGCAACAAGAAGCUAUACAUCAACAUUGUAAUUUAAUCUGAGCCCCGCUAGAAAUUGUACGUUCCCAGCACGUUCCCAGAACGUCCCCGCUGGUGUCAAGGACGUCACCUGGUAACGUCCCCAGAACGUUCUGAGAAGGUCAUGAUGUCGAGUUCUUUAAAGGGUAAGGGGACGUUAUUUGGGGGACCUUAGCAGAACUUUCAGGACGUUCUCGGAACGUUUAGGGGACCAUAUUUUAUUUGGAAAUUUGACGUUCCCAGAACGUCCCCGCUGGUGUCAAGGACGUCACCUGGUAACGUUCCCAGAACGUUCUGAGAAGGUCAUGAUGUCGAGUUCUUUAAAGGGUUAGGGGACGUUAUUUGGGGGACCUUAGCAGAACUUUCAGGACGUUCUCGGAACGUUUAGGGGACCAUAUUUUAUUUGUUUUCAAGACCUUUGGGGGACCAACCUAGAAUAUUAUUUUUUGGUCCUAUUUAGGUAUUUCCAUCACAUUUAUUGAAUAUUUUCAGAACCUUUAGUAACAUUACAGUAAACUUUAGGGGAUCAAACUAUAAUGUUACUGCAACACACACUGGUUCUUGGUCUGCAAAACCCAAUCGGGCAUACGCACUGUGUCUUCACACUUAACAUAUUAAAAGAUAAAAAUACAAAGCAGGAAUUCUUCAUUCAUUUACAUUGUGGGUGAGAGAGAGGGGGCAGAGAAAGCACAAUCAAUUCAAUUGAAUUCAAACUGGCUUUAUUGCCAUGAAAACUUCCAUAGAAUCAACAUUUGCCAAAAUAACGGUAAACAGUAACAGUAUAACAAUUUACAUUAAUUAUAUAAAAUGUGUGUGUAUGUGCGUGUGUCAGUCGCUGUCUGCAUCUUCA